CCAAGCUGGAAAGCAGGCGAUAGACGCAUCGACCCUUCUAUCGGUGCAGCAGCCAUGGCUACCAAUGGAGAUACAGAGAUUGCUGAGGUUGAUGCGAUGGCCACCGAUGAGGCGGCACCCGCCGACGAUGCACCACCGGCUGAGACCGCCGCAGAGUUGAAGGCGGACACAAAGACUCUGGAGAAGGGCGUCGAGAAGCAGGCUACUGAUCCAGAAUCAGCGCUCGAGAUAUUUGGUCGGAUCAUGGCGGACGACUCUGCGGGUGCGGAGGCUCUGAGGGUGAAAGAGCAGGCCAUUCAGGCGACGGGGGAUAUACUGGCGAGUCAGGGCAAGGCCCAGGAGCUGCGCGAGCUGCUGAAAAGCCUGCGGCCUUUCUUUGGUCUGAUCCCUAAGGCAAAGACGGCCAAAAUUGUGCGCACAAUCAUUGACCAGGUGGCGAAAGUGCCAAACUCCACACACGUGCAGGUGGAGCUGUGCAAAGAACAGGUGGAGUGGACAAAGCAGGAGAAGAGGAGCUUCUUGCGGCAGAGGGUGGAGUCUCGAUUAGCGGCGCUAUACAUGGAGAUCGGGGAGUUCCAGGGAGCGCUGCAAUUGAUAGGCUCGUUGCUGCGGGAGGUGAAGCGGUUGGACGACAAGCUGCUGCUGGUGGAGAUCCACUUGCUGGAGAGCAAGCUGCACCACGGCCUGCGGAACCUGCCAAAGGCCAAGGCAGCGCUCACAGCAGCCAGGACCGCUGCCAACUCGAUCUACGUCCCGCCAGCACAGCAGGGCCUGAUUGACAUGCAGUCCGGGACGCUGCACGCGGAGGAGAAGGACUACAAGACGGGGUACUCCUACUUCUACGAGGCCUUUGAGGCCUUCUCCGCGCUGGACGACCCCAAGGCCGUGCUCUGCCUCAAGUACAUGCUGCUCUGCAAGGUGAUGACGAACCAGGCGGAGGACGUGAACAGCAUCAUCUCCUCCAAGGGCGGCCUCAAGUACACGGGCCCCGAGGUGGACGCGCUGAAAGCUGUCGCGACCGCGCACAGCAAGCGCUCCCUCGCAGACUUUGAGCGCGCGCUGCAGGACCAUGGGGAGCAGCUCAAGGGUGACGCCAUCAUCGAGCACCACCUGGCGGCACUUUACGACACGCUGCUGCAGCAGAACUUGAUCCGCAUCAUCGAGCCGUACUCGCGAGUCGAGCUCACGCACGUGGCGAAACUGAUCAACUUGCCGCAGCCGAAAGUAGAAGCGAAGCUGUCGCAGAUGAUUCUCGACCACCGGUUCGCAGGCACGCUCGAUCAGGGAGCGGGGGUGCUCAUCAUCUUCGAUGACCUACCGCCAGAUACGAUUUACCCAACGGCACUAGAAACGAUCGAGAAUAUGGGCAAGGUGGUAGAUAGUCUAUACAGAAAGUCUGCCAAGAUUGCAGCAUGAGACUCUGUCAGCAAUCUGCAUGGUCGAGGUUUGAGCUACUUUGAGCUUCAAAAAGGCAUCUCAAUUCGAAUCGCCAUGCAGGUGUCAUCGUGCUCUAUAUGCAAACCAUAACGUGAC
Messenger RNA from Klebsormidium nitens, 1533 nucleotides. NCBI's taxonomy places the organism in Eukaryota, Viridiplantae, Streptophyta, Klebsormidiophyceae, Klebsormidiales, Klebsormidiaceae. The record is from the annotation of a GenBank genome assembly.